CGUCUCCACGUAGCCAUGGAAGCAUGACCCGCGCGCCACGUUCAUCCCAUGCAACUUCAUUCCUCGCCGUUUCCGCCUACUCAUCGUUUCUUCCGACCCUAUAAAUGCACCCCGUUGUUAUCCCUCUCCACUCAUCGACCAGGCUUUCCCUCGAUCGCCAUGGCUACUAAGUUCAAAGGAUUGCUCGUUUUCCUCGCAGUAGUUCUCUUCGUGUCCUCCAGCGUAGCCCUGUCCUUCGAAGACGUCCUCGGCGACAACCCAAAGGGCGACCCCGAGCAGCGGCUGGAGCAAUGCCGGCAACAAUGCCAGCGUCAGCAGCACGGCCAGCAGCAGAGGAUGCGAUGCGAGCGCUCCUGCGAUGAGAAAUACCAGAAAGAGAGGAAGCAGCAGCAGGAGCGAGAGCAGCAAGGCGAGGAUCGUGAGCGUGACCCCGCUGCGCUCCGAGAGUGCCGCGACGACUGCCGAAAGCAGGAGUACGACCGGAGCCAGCAGCAGAGGUGCGAACGGUGGUGCGAGGAGCAGUACCGCGAGGAGCGCGGACGCCAUCAGGGAAACCCUCGUCGCCGGGAGGGAGAGCGGGAAGAAGAAGAAGAAGAGCAAGAAGAAGAAGAGCACAACCCCUAUCUCUUCGACCGCGAGAGCUUCCGUUGGAUAGAGAAAACAGAGCACGGCGACAUAAGAGUCCUCCCCAACUUCCUGGAGAAGUCCAAGCUGCUGUUAGGCAUCGCCAAUUACCGCAUCAUGUUGACCCAGUUGAAGCCGCAUGGCUUCGCGCUGCCGAAACACUUGGACGCUGAUGCCAUCGCCUACGUCGCCCAAGGAUCGGGAGUCAUCACUCUCAUUUGCCAGGACAAGAGGGAAACCUACGAGCUCCAACAGGGAGGCAUCAUAAAGGUUCCUGCAGGAGCCAUCGAGUACGUGGCCAACAAGGACAGCCGCGAGAAGCUCGUCUUGAUCGAGCUCCUAAUACCCGUCUCAACUCCUGGUCUCUUCGAGUUAUUCUAUGGCGCGGGAGCACAGAACUUUCUCAGGAGCUUCAGUGACGAGAUCCUCGAGGCGGCUUUCAAUACGCGGAGAGAUCGAUUGCAGAGGCUGCUCGGGCAACAGAAGAAAGCGGGCAUCGUGAGGGCGUCGGAGGAGCAGAUCCAUGGCCUGAGCCGCCGCGCAUCCGAAGGCCGGCAAUGGCCGUUUGGAGAAUCCAAGGGCACAUUCAAUCUCCUAAGGAAGCGCCCGUCUCACUCGAGCAAGCGUGGCCACAUGUACCAAGCCGACGGCAACGACUACCAACCGCUGAAACAGCACGACGUCCAAGUUUCCUAUGCUAAUAUAACUCAGGGUUCUAUGAUUGCGCCGUCGUUCAACAGCCGGGCGAUCAAGAUCGUGAUGAUCGUGGAGGGAGAAGGCUACAUCGAGACGAUAUGCCCUCGCUCGUCCAACAGAAGGCAGAGCAGGGAGCGGGAAGGUCAGAGAGAGGAGGAAGGUCAAGGACAAUGGUUCAAAAGGGUGAGGUCCCACGUGCGACCGGGGUCGUUGGUGGUCAUCCCGCCGGGUCAACCGUCGGUGACCGUGGCGUCUACCGGUGGGCGCGAAAGGGGCAACUUUGAGGCGAUCUGCUUCGACAUCUGCGCGGAGAAGAACGAGAGGAACUUCUUGGCGGGGAGAAACAACGUGUGGAACCAGAUGGGGAGGGUGGCGAAGGAGCUGGCGUUCGACAUGCCGGAGAAGGAAGUGGACGAGGUGCUGCAGUCGCAGAAAGAGCAGAUUAUAGUUGCAGGGCCGGAGGAGCGAGAGGGCGGCGGUCAUCGCCGGAACCUGCCGGUGCUGGAGGUCGCUGCGGCGUUUAUGUAAAUAAAAAUGGCGAGAGUGCGCUGCUGUAGUGUACAACGUUAAGAGGUCGAGUGUACUACGCUAAUAAAAUCUUGACCAUCGAAUAAAAUCCCUAGAUUUUGUUCUGUUCG
This is a messenger RNA of Zingiber officinale, 1958 nucleotides long. RefSeq names its product vicilin Cor a 11.0101-like. The coding region runs from base 49 to 1848 and encodes 599 amino acids. Lineage: Eukaryota; Viridiplantae; Streptophyta; Magnoliopsida; Zingiberales; Zingiberaceae. The record is from RefSeq and is a predicted model, not a curated record. The transcript has 4 exons.